AUGGAUAGGUUGGUCACAAGAACGAAUCCUGGGCAACCAAGUUCUAGUUCUACUAAUCCAUCUAUUGCUUCAUCCAUAGCUCCAGAAAUUCAGAGGGACAAAUUUCUUUCUGAUCUUGAUUUAGAAUCUCUCAACGCUAAUCCGGGAGAUAAAAAGCCUAUUACAGAAUACAAUCCUAAUAUACUAUAUCAAAUGAUGCUGCAUAUUGUUUGUGUUGCUAUUUGUUCAAAAAAUGAACAUGAAAGUCAUGGAAAUACGGGAUAUGCUUUUACAAAAAAUGGCUUUAAAACUUGGAACAAGGCUAUUGAAAGAUUUAAAGCUCAUGUUGGAGAAAUAAAUAGCAUGCACAACAAGUGUUUCAACAUGAUGCUUGAUUUAAUGAAUCAAUCACAAUCAAUUCGCACUUCUUUUGACAAACAAUCUGAGAAAGGAAAGAGUGAAUCUCGACGUCGCUUGAGUGCUUCAAUUGAUGUGGCAAGAUUUAUUUUGAGAUUAGGUUUGUCAUUUCGUGGGCAUGAUGAGAGUCAAUCUUCUACAAAUAGAGGUAUCUUUCUUGAGCUUUUGCAAUGGUAUAGAGAUAUUGAUCGGGAUAUUGAAAGCAUUAUAUUAGAAAAUGCUCCAAGAAAUGAAAUAAUGUGUUCUCCAAGUAUUCAAAAAGAUAUUGUUGAUGCUUGUGCUAAAGAAACAAUCACAGCUAUCAUUGAAGACCUGGAUGUGGAUUUUUUCGGGAUACUAGUUGAUGAAUCAAAAGACAUAUCACACAAAGAGCAAAUGACACUUGUUUUGAGAUAUGUUAACAAAGAAGGCGAAGUCAUAGAGAGAUUUGUUGGUAUUGUUCAUGUUAGUAAUACAUCAGCUAUGUCAUUGAAAAAGGCAAUCUGCUCUUUUCUUUCUGAUCACUCAUUAAGUCCAACGCAAAUACGUGGACAAGGUUAUGAUGGGGCUAGUAACAUGCAGGGAGAGCUAAAUGGUGUUAAGACUUUGAUUUUGAAUGAGUCUCCAUCAACAUAUUGCAUUCACUGUUUCGCUCACCAAUUGCAAUUAACACUUGUGGCUCUUGCAAAGAAGCAUUCAGAUGUAGAUGACUUUUUUUGUAUAGUUACUAAUGUCUUAAAUAUUGUUGGAGCAUCUUUUAAGCGCAGGGAUUUGCUUCGAGAACAUCAAGCUGAAAAAUUAGAGGAAUUGCUCAAAUCAGGUAAAGUGCAUACUGGACGAGGAUUAAAUCAAGAACGUGGGCUUCAACGACUAGGUGAUACUCGUUGGGGUUCUCAUUAUAAAACGUUGGAUAACCUUAUUGUCCUAUUUCCAUCGAUUAUUUAUGUGCUUGAAUUUACUGCACGUGAGUGUCCAAACUAUACCGACAGAAUUGUUGCUGAAAGUCUUAUGGGUAAGAUUCAGGAAUUUGAUUUUGCUUUUAUGUUGCACUUGAUGUUAAAAGUUUUAACAAUGUCAAAUGAGUUAAAUUGUGCAUUACAAAGGAUGGAUCAAGAUAUUGUCAAUGCUAUGGGACUCCUUGCUCUUACAAAGCAACGAUUACAAACGAUGAGGAAUAGUGAAUAUUGA
Nicotiana tabacum (common tobacco) is the source of this 1563-nucleotide messenger RNA. The record is from RefSeq and is a predicted model, not a curated record. Lineage: Eukaryota; Viridiplantae; Streptophyta; Magnoliopsida; Solanales; Solanaceae.